This is a messenger RNA of Drosophila biarmipes, 3179 nucleotides long. RefSeq names its product serine/threonine-protein kinase spk-1-like. The record is from RefSeq and is a predicted model, not a curated record. Lineage: Eukaryota; Metazoa; Arthropoda; Insecta; Diptera; Drosophilidae. The transcript has 5 exons. Gene Ontology annotation, biological process: regulation of mRNA processing; protein phosphorylation; spliceosomal complex assembly. The coding region runs from base 759 to 3074 and encodes 771 amino acids. Gene Ontology annotation, molecular function: ATP binding; protein kinase activity.
CGACGUUCAGUCACAAUUUUGUCGGCAACAUGCCAAUAGCUCCAAAAAAUUAAAACAGACGCUCACAUAUAUUUUAAAAACCAGAGUAAAGACCUGUUUCUUUCUACUGCGAACGCGUUUUAGCCAACUUUUUAUAAUUUGUACGAACCAACUGGAGGAAAUCUUAGGAAACCGUUUGAGAACCGUGGAGAAAUAGCAAAUGGGUAUUAAGAAAAGCCAAAAAAGUACAAAAAAAUUGAGCAGGGCCUAAAGUGUUCAGAUUAGCUACAUCCAAAAAUCUCAAUCAAAAUAGGCACUGUCUCAUUGCCAUUUUUUAUGUACGUACGGAAGGUGUGCCUUCAGAGUCAGUCUAUAUUUUAUCGGAGUCAAGCAAGCAGCUCAAAAAAUUUUGUGAAAAAAGAAGGCGACUUAGCUACCUUUAUAUACUUUUUUACACCAACGAGCCGAAAACGCUUAAGAAUCGAGGAGGAAGUGCGAAUGAUGCCACUGAAGACACUGCUUUGGAGAAGGUAAUCGUAAAAGUGGCGAAUCUGAAGCAAAGACUGCAUUUUCGGUUAAUCUUUCCCAGACCGCCAUACCACAAAUUGUUGCAUUGAUAAUAUUCGUGUUGAGCUUGGACUGUUACGUGGCGCACUGUUCUGUGCGCCCGUUUUCUACCACCAAACCAUUUCAAGAAUUCUGCAAAUUAACUUGUUAACCUAACUCACUUCGCUGGCAUUUUGGAGCUUCCACAACAGACAACCAAAAACUAACAGGUCAUGGACGACGAUAGGACCGAUUCGGACGAAUCGAAGAGGAAAAAGGACGAGAAGCACGUCCAGAAACAUGAGGCCAGGGGAAAGAGGAUAAGAUGUGCCUACGAGAGCUCGGAGGAUGGGUCGGAGGGAGACCAGUCUGCCAGAAUGCCGGCCGAUACAGUCACUGCCGUGCCCUCCGGGGAAUUGGAGAAGAUCUCGGCCAACGAGUCUGCGCCGGCCGACGCGGACGCGGACCCGGACCCGGACCCGGUGAACAUCGGCGAUGUGCUGCACCAUCGCUACCAUGCCAUUAAGAAACUGGGCUGGGGUCACUUCUCCACCGUAUGGCUGUGCUUCGACUGCUCCAUGGAGUGCUACUGCGCCGUCAAGGUGGUCAAGUCGGCGGAUCACUUCACGGAGACGGCUCGCGAUGAGAUCCGGCUGCUGUGCGCCGUGGACGACUUCAGGUGCCAUCCGCUGAGGAAGCGCGUCGUCGAGUUCAUUGACCAUUUCUACAUGACCGGGGCGAACGGCAGCCAUCUCUGCCUGGUGUUCGAAGUGCUCGGCGACAAUCUAUUCACCCUCAUCCAGAAGUCACGCUACCGCGGACUGCCCCUCGGGAACAUCAAGCAGAUAGCCAUGCAGGUCCUUGAGGGCCUGUACUUCCUGCACUACAAGUGCCGCAUAAUCCACACCGACCUGAAGCCCGAGAACGUGCUGGUGGUGAACAGCGACGCGGCCGUCCGGGGACAGGUCAACCAGACCAUCAAUACCUUCCUGAAGGCCCAGUCUAACCUUAGGAGGUCUGGACAUGGCUCCGCUCGCGGCAGCCUCAGUGACCGGGAGCGGGAUCGAUGUGUCCAUCACGACUGCACCAAGAUGACCAAAACGGCCAAGAGAAAGCAGCGGGCGCGGGUCAAGAGGCUGGUUACCUUCUUUCUUGGCCACCGCCGGUGGCUGCGCCGCGAGGCCAUCGAUGAUCUACUGUCCCUGGCCAAGCGGGGCCAACUCUCGCGGAGCACCGCCGUCAAGGGCGUCACUGGCAAGCUGAGCUUUAUGCCCUUCAACUUCGACGGGCUGCAGAUCCUUAGCGCACGCCAGGUGGAGAAGAUAGAGAAUCUACCCACCGUUGAGAGGGUGGGCGAUGUGCCGGCCCAGCCUCCUAAACGCGAGCCCAAUGGCGAACGUAAUGACAAUCGUAAUGGCAGCCCUGAUCGCAAGUCCAAAAGCAAUCGUAAGGGCGAACCUAAUCGCAGUCCUAGUCGCGAAUCUAAUCGCAAUCACAAUGGCGAACCCAAUGGCCAAUCUAAUCGCGAUAGGAGAGCCCGCCCACGCCGCAGGGAGGAGAGGGAGCCAAGCAACGAUGGGGAUUCGGUCACCAGUUCCGGCGAGGACAGCGUCGACCCCGUGGGUCUGCUGAUCAGCAGCCCGGAGGAGUUCAUGCGCUAUACUCUGCAGAAGGUUAAGCUCUCGGAUCGGAAAGCGGAGUGCCCCCACCAGUGGCCUCCCAAGCGCAGCGCCAGGAGGGGCUCAAGUAGCCGUCGCAACAGUCGGCAUAAAAAGAAAUCUGGAUCAGUCGUACCAAAUCCGGCCAAGUACCAGGCCUACAUGAGGUCGAAAAGGGAGUCCAAUUUGUUGGGAUUCCUUCAGGGCAAGGACCCGGCCACCGAGUCCUGCGAGGUGCAUGUGAAGAUCGCCGACAUGGGCAAUGGCUGUUGGUUCGACCACCACUUCACCGAAGACAUACAGACCCGGGAGUACCGCGCCGUGGAGGUGAUCCUCGGGGCGGGCUACAACGAGACGGCGGACAUCUGGAGUGCCGCCUGCAUGUUCUGGGAACUGGCCACCGGCGACUAUCUGUUCAUUCCCAAGGCGAAUCGCGGACGGGCUAGCGUGGACGAGGCCCACAUUGCCAGCAUCAUCGAGAUCUGUGGAGCCAUUCCGCGGCACGUGGUCGAGAGUGGCGACUACUCGUCUGAGAUCUUCAAGUCCAAUGGCCAGCUGCGCCACAUCGCCCACUUGAAGACCCGCAAACUGACCAAUAUCCUGGUGAAUCAAUACGGCUGGCCGCGCCAGGAGGCCCGUCACUUCGUCACCUUCCUGAGACCCAUGUUGGACACGGAUCCCAACCGCCGCAUGACGGCCCGCGAGGCCUUGAACUCCUGCUGGUUGUCCCCGAAGGGCUGCGAUUGCUGCAAGGACAGGAAGCCGAAGCCGCGUAGGAGCCACGGCCACGACCAGGAGCGCAGGAUGUCCAGCGAGGAGGCACCGCGUCCCGGCACACCAGAUCCAAGGUCGGACAGCAACCAUCCAAACGAAAUCAAGGUCCUUUUCUAGGCCCUUCAACGAACCCACAGCAGAAACGGUCUUUUCCUUUAUUGUAUAUCAUAUUUCCAUAUGCACAUUUCAAAAUCAAAUAAAGUGCGCCUCCAGAAGCAUAAA